AUGGCCGGUCCUCACUACGACUUCCUUAUUAAGCUCCUCCUCAUCGGCGACUCGGGUGUCGGCAAGUCGUGUCUGCUCCUGCGCUUCUGCGACGACUCGUGGACCCCUUCGUUCAUCACUACCAUUGGCAUCGACUUCAAGAUUCGGACGAUUGAGCUCGAUGGCAAGCGCAUCAAGCUCCAGAUUUGGGACACGGCCGGCCAGGAGCGUUUCCGCACCAUUACGACCGCAUACUACCGCGGUGCGAUGGGUAUCCUGAUCGUGUACGAUGUGACCGACGAGAAGAGCUUCAACAACGUCCGCACCUGGCACGCGCAGAUCGAGCAGCACGCGUCGCCUGGGGUCAACAAGAUCCUCGUGGGCAACAAGUGCGACUGGCACGAGAAACGCGCCGUCUCGCUCGAGCAGGGCAAGGAGCUCGCCGAUGAGUUUGGGCUGCGCUUCAUCGAGACGAGUGCCAAGGCGAACGAGGGCGUCGAGGACGCCUUCUUUACCCUUGCUAGAGACAUCAAGACACGCCUCAUCGAUUCGCAGCCCCAAGCAGAGCAGCCCACCGCGCCCAGCGGCGGCGUCAACGUCAAGGACAAGCAGCCUGCGAGCAACCAGGGCGGCUGCUGCUAA
This is a messenger RNA of Cutaneotrichosporon cavernicola, 621 nucleotides long. RefSeq lists its product as uncharacterized. Bases 1 to 621 code for a protein of 206 amino acids. The transcript has 7 exons. Gene Ontology annotation, cellular component: endosome; plasma membrane. Gene Ontology annotation, molecular function: GTPase activity; GTP binding. NCBI's taxonomy places the organism in Eukaryota, Fungi, Basidiomycota, Tremellomycetes, Trichosporonales, Trichosporonaceae. The record is from RefSeq and is a predicted model, not a curated record. Gene Ontology annotation, biological process: protein secretion; regulation of exocytosis; protein localization to plasma membrane.